UGGGAUAGCUCCAUGCUACGUCAUGAACGAGGGGAGAGAGGCUCACCGUUCACUUUGUCCAACUGGGAUAGUUCAGAAACACUGGGGAGAUCCAGUGCAACUCUACGACUUUCCAUAGACCAAGGGAUGAGCUGUGCCGUUAUUUUGCAAGGAAGCCGUUACGCACUGGAGUUUAUCGCGUCCUUUACCUGACAGAAAGAAAAAAAAAACAAUUUCUGUGUAGGCUACUUUUACCUGCGCAUUGAAGGUGCUUGGGGAAAGUUUUAUAGACAGUUCAUAAGUCGUUUGCUGCAUUGAAAUACCUGCUACCCUGCAUGUCGGAUGCGAUUCGCUCUGUCUUGUACAUCUAAGUGAGCGCAGUGAGUGGAACGAUGCGUGUGACAAGGAUAAAUCCAACUUUUCUGGGACAUUUCACGAAAAACCUGCUUCUGGUGACGGCUCUGGUGAUCCAAACCGUGACAUGUGCUGCUGCAGACGUGACCCUGUCUGAAUCUGGAGAGAUUGAGCCACUGGCAGAGGCCCAGAGUGGAGGCCUGCCCACUUCAGAAGGCUACUUCCUGGAGUUCGUGGAGCCCCCCAGCAACAUCACCAUCAUGCAGGGCCAGAUGGCUACGCUGCACUGCAAGGUGGCGGGGAACCCCUGGCCCACCAUCCGCUGGCUGAAGAACGACGCGCCCGUGGUGCAGGAGCAGGGCCGCAUCACCAUCCGCAAGACCGAGAGCGGCUCCAAGCUGCGCAUCCAGGACCUGGACACCACCGACACGGGAUACUACCAGUGUGUGGCCACCAACGCCGUGAAGGUCAUCACCGCCACCGGGGUGCUCUACGUCAGGCUCGGGCAGUCUCCAACUCAUGGCCCCCACGACCCGAGCCAGGAGAAGGGUUUCUGCCAGCCCUACCGUGGCAUCGCCUGUGCCCGCUUCAUUGGCAACCGCAGCAUCUAUGUGGAGUCCCUGCAGACACAGGGAGAGAGUGAGAACCGCAUCACUGCCGCUUUCACCAUGAUCGGCACGUCCACGCAGCUCUCGGACCAGUGCUCGGAGUUCGCCAUCCCCUCCUUCUGCCACCAGGUGUUCCCGCUGUGCGAGGAGGGGAGCAGGGGGGGCGCGCCCCGCAAGCGCCAGCUGUGCCGGGACGAGUGCGAGGCGCUGGAGAACGACCUGUGCAACUUCGAGUACACGGUGGCGCGCUCCAACCCGCACCUGCUCAUGCAGCUGGAGCUGCCCAACUGCCAGCUGCUGCCCAUGCCCGGCACACCCGACGCCGCCAACUGUAUGCGCAUCGGAGUGCCGCACGACCGCCUCUGGACGUCUCACAGCUGCUACAAUGGCACGGGUGGUAACUACAGGGGCACGGUGAGCCAAACCCGCUCGGGCUACCACUGCCAGCCGUGGAGCAGCCAGUACCCGCACCGCCACACACUCUCCCUGGUGGAGUACCCGGAGCUGCGAGGGGGGCACAACUUCUGCAGGAACCCCAGUGGCCAGAUGGAGGCGCCAUGGUGCUACACGCUGGACCCCGAAGUCAGAUAUGACCUGUGUGACAUCCGCCGCUGCCAGCCUCCGGAGAGCAGUAAGAAGGAGAUCCUGUACAUCGUGGUCCCUGCCCUGGCCAUCCCCAUGGUCAUCGCCUGCCUCUUCUUCCUGGUCUGCAUGUGCCGCAACAAGCAGAAGGAGUCUGCCGACACGCCCACCCGCCGCCAGCUCACUGCCUCGCCCAGCCAAGACAUGGAGCUGCCCCUACUGAAUCAACACAAGCACCAGGCCAAGCCGCGCGAGAUCAACCUUUCUGCGGUGCGCUUCAUGGAGGAGUUGGGAGAGGACCGAUUCGGCAAGGUGUACAAGGGCCACCUGUAUGGCACGGCACCUGGAGAGCAGACACAGGUGGUGGCCAUCAAGACGGUGAAGGACAAGGACGAGGGCGGAGCGCUGCGGGAGGAGUUCCGCCACGAGGCCAUGCUGCGCUCGCGCCUGCAGCACCCCAACAUCGUCUGCCUGCUUGGGAUGGUCACCAAGGAGCAGCCCAUGAGCAUGCUCUUCAGCUUCUCCAGCCACGGCGACCUGCACGAGUUCCUGGUCAUGCGCUCACCACACUCCGACGUCGGCAGCUCGGACGAUGACGGAAAGACGGUCAAGUCCACCCUGGAACAGUCUGACUUCCUGCACAUUGUCACGCAGGUGGCCGCGGGCAUGGAGUACCUGGCCAGCCACCACGUGGUCCACAAGGACCUGGCUGCCCGCAACAUCCUGGUGUACGACAAGCUCAACGUGAAGAUCCUGGACCUGGGGCUGUUCCGCGAGGUCUACUCGGCCGACUACUACAAGCUGAUGGGCGCCAGCCCCUUCCCCAUCCGCUGGAUGUCCCCCGAGGCCAUCGUCUACGGCAAGUUCAGCACCGACUCGGACAUCUGGUCGUACGGCGUGGUGCUAUGGGAGAUCUUCAGCUACGGCCUGCAGCCCUACUGCGGCUACUCCAACCAGGACGUGAUGGAGAUGGUGCGCAACCGGCAGGUGCUGUCCUGCCCGGACGACUGCCCCGCCUGGGUCUACACGCUCAUGCUGGAGUGCUGGAGCGAGUUCCCGGCGCGCCGGCCGCGCUUCAAGGACAUCCACACGCGCCUGCGCUCCUGGGAGAGCCUGUCCAACUACAACAGCUCGGCCACGCAGACCUCGGGCGCCAGCAACACCACACAGACCAGCUCGCUCAGCACCAGCCCCGUCAGCAACAUCAGCGCCGCGCGCUACGUCAGCCCCACCAAGAAGGCCUCCCCGUUCCCGCAGCAGCCGCAGCCCCAGUUCAUGGCCAUGAAGGGCCAGAUGAGGCCCAUGGUGCCGCAGCAGCUCUACAUCCCCGUGAACGGCUACCAGCCCAUGCCGGCCUACCCCUACCACCUGCAGAACUUCUACCCCAUGCAGAUCCCCAUGCAGAUGGCGGCGGCCCACCAGCAGAUGGCGCCGCAGAUGGUGGCCAAGGCCGGCUCGCACCACAGCGGCAGCGGCUCCACCAGCACGGGCUACGUGACCACGGCGCCGUCCAACGCCUCGGGCGGCGCCGAGAGGGCGGCGCUGCUGAGCGAGGACGGGGCGGGGCCGGCGUCGGGGCCGGGGCACAAGGCGACGGCGGCGGAGGAGGACAUGAUGAUGAUGAUGGCCGACGGAGCAUCGCAGAACGGACGCCACAGCGAGGACACGUCGGUCCCCGAGACGGAGCUCCUGGGGGACAGCGAGAGCCCCCAGAUGGAGAGCAAUGACUGCCAUCAUGCCGAGGCGUAGGGUGGCCUGCACCCCUGACCUCUCCCUCCUCCUCUUCCUCCUCCUCCUCUAUCCCCUCCUUUUACUUUUCUGGAGCCGUUCACCAUAGGACGCUUUUGCACACCUAAGUUCGAGCAGGUGCAUUGGAUGUAAUAAGCAAAUAUCCCGCGCAUAGUACCAUCUAUUACACUUACGAUUUCUAUUGCUCAUACUGUUUCGGUCGUUCAGGUUAGAUUCCUGAUGUAGGUCUGAACGAAACGAAACCAAAACGCUUGAGCAAUAAAAAUGCAAGUGUAAUGGAAGGUGUGUGGGAUAUUUACUUACAUAUUACUUUCCUGGAGACGACCAGAGCCUCCUAAAAUUACUGCCACCGCGCGGAGGCAUAGGGUGCUCCUGUCCUACUCCUACUCCUACUCCUCCAACACUUUCUUUUCUGGAGCCAACCAGAACCUUACCCCGGAAAACAGAAUGAGAACUCUUGCUACAGAGUGUUUAUAGAGACUUUGUUUUUUGUUUUGUUUUUGUAUUUUCCUGGGUUAGUGAAAUGUACAGUACAUGAGUAGGAUGAUGUAACAAGUGAAGGGAAGACAUUUGAAUGAAACAGUAACUGAAUUGUAAUUUAUGAGGCUUUUUUUUCUCACCGCAGUCACUGACAUGGUGUGUGUGCAUGUGUGUGCGACGUGUGUCUGUCUGUGUGUUUGUGUGUGUGGAUGUACGCAAGUGUGUGAUGCUGAGCUUUAGGACUUUGUUGGGAUAUUUGUUUGGCAUCUAGGCUUUGUAUUGGGAAAAAGGACUCCCAUCAGCUGAUGAAGAAGAAUUGAGUCGUUUCAAUAGCCUCUGCACUGUGGAUGCCUUCUGCCCUGACUCCCGGGCAGUGUCAGUUUGUUGCAAAGUCAUUCAGAAGAAUUGAUGUUCUUACUGUUGCUGUGCAACAAGACGUGUUUUUCUUGUUUCUCUUUCUUGUGUUUCUUGUUUUAUUUUGUCUGUAAAACUACAUAUUUUUUUUUAGGUUACUUUAAGUCAGUGAUGCUUCUUUUGAAUGGUUCAUAGUAACGGCCUCCUGGACAUUGUUCAGUCCAUGCUCACUGACCUGAAAGUAAUUCAUUGUGAAGAGCCCAACAUUCAGCAAAGGUUGACCAGCAAUGAACUUGUUUGAAAUGACCGGACGAGUGGUUGAAUUAAAGCAAUGCUGUCUGGAUGUUGCUGGAUGACUGUCUAAACACCAGAAUACCAAAUGGAAGGGAUAUAGUGUGGUACAGUGACUUUUGGAUACGGCUGUCCAAAAAAAUGUCACCAUAUAUGGACCAGCCUAAGGCCAGAAAGCAUUGCUUGAGGACACCCAUACGAGUCAGACGGUCAUUUUAAACAGUCCCUUGGUCUAGAUAACCAUCAUAGCACAGUAUGAUAAUACCGUUAGCCUGUGGACAUAGUUGCUUACACUACAUAGUAUGAUGGGAAAAUUCCAUGGAACAGAGCACAUUAUGCUAGAAAUGAACAAGGUAGCUCAAUAAGAAUUGUAUGGCUGGGCAUAUAACUGACUUGUAUGAAUAUCUGCCUUUUAAUGCCGUUUUUUUAAAGAUAAUUUUCUUUUAAACUUUGAUGCCUUGUAAAAAAAAAACAUGUAAUUUAUGUAAUUUUGGAAAAAAAAUGGAUUGUCAAUUUUUUAAGUGUCUUUGCCUUUUCUUUAGGGGCAAGAUAUUUUAGUCAGUGGUGUUAUUUUCAUGUCCUUGCCACCAUACCUGCGUUUUUAACCAAGCUGUUAUAACAAGUGUUAAUCAUAUAUUGUGUACAUCCAGUGACUUGGAGGGUCAAAUAAAAAGAAGUAACAAAAAUUUGAUGAGUGUACAAAUGUUAUAACGCCAACUCUCAAUCUACAGAAUGUGUUUUUUUCUAAGUUCCUGAUUGGCUUGUUAUACAGUACAUUUAUGAAUCAUUUUUAUUACAUCAAAAUGCCCAGUAGCACAGUAG
Molecule: messenger RNA, 5219 nt
Organism: Engraulis encrasicolus (European anchovy)
Lineage: Eukaryota; Metazoa; Chordata; Actinopteri; Clupeiformes; Engraulidae
Gene: ror2
Product: receptor tyrosine kinase-like orphan receptor 2
Exons: 11
Coding region: 372-3272 (966 amino acids)
Biological process (GO): positive regulation of phosphatidylinositol 3-kinase/protein kinase B signal transduction; positive regulation of neuron projection development; protein phosphorylation
Cellular component (GO): plasma membrane; signaling receptor complex
Molecular function (GO): Wnt-protein binding; transmembrane receptor protein tyrosine kinase activity; ATP binding
Source: RefSeq, a predicted model, not a curated record